AUGCCUCCCCAACUACUCCCGGCCUCGGCAGCAGCGUUUGCUCCCAGAGCUUCCUCUGUCAACGUCGUUCUAGGAUCCAAGGUGGAACCGUGGCUGACCCAGACGUUAAAGCGCAUCAACCGGAUCAAGCGCCCGCUCAACAGUGUCCCGCAGCAUCAGAGGUGUCUCACGGAAACGCUCUCCUCGUCAAACGCGAUAUGGACCCUCACGUCUCUGAUGCUGGCCAAGGCGCCGGAUGCCGACCUGAGGCAGGACAACAACCCCCUCGUGGAAGCCCUCUUCAACUACCAGCUCAUCCACGUCGAGGCCUACAUCGUCCAUGUCGACAUGGUGCUGCGCAACGAGGUCGCAUAUAAGCUGACUCCGGACACGAUAGAGUCACUGAUUGAGUACCACAAGGAUAUCCAUUGCGCCAACGCCAAGGCCAACACGUACGACUGGACGGGCAAGGAACAGCAGUGCAAGAAGCUCCACGAAGACUUCGUCCAGGCGAUCAACAAGUUCGUCUUCCGGACCCACGUCUCCGCUCUCGAGGGCUUGGAAGAGGACGGCGCCGGCGAGCUGCUGUGCGGAAAGAGCGAGGAGGUCAAGAACAACAUCAUGGGCCUGCUCAAGCCGCUAUUACCACCACCGCCCAAGAUCGUCAAUGUGGUGCACCAACCGCCGCUCCUACCCAGCUCUCCCGCAAACGCCAGCAUGUGGACCCAGGCCGCGACGACCUCGUCGCUCCCGGCGCCUGUAGAGGCAUGGAGAGUCCUCCCGUCGAGCCCCAGCGUGACGUCGACAUCCGCAGACUCCAACACCGCCUCCAUGUGGGCUAGCAUGGCAAUGACCGAGGUUCAACUUCCGUCACCCACUCCGUCGUACAGCCAGCCCUUCUCAACAGCAGGCUUCUUCUACACGUCGUCGCCUGUGGUGACAGCCCCCAUCCCGCAGCUGCCGCUGCCGAGCAUGCUGAUGCCUCAGUGCGGCGUGGCUGUCGGAAAUGGCGGGUUCGGCGGGUUCGGCUGGGAUCGCUAUCAGGAGUACACCUCAACCAUGUGA
Thyridium curvatum is the source of this 1044-nucleotide messenger RNA. RefSeq lists its product as uncharacterized. Lineage: Eukaryota; Fungi; Ascomycota; Sordariomycetes; Thyridiales; Thyridiaceae. The coding region runs from base 1 to 1044 and encodes 347 amino acids. The transcript has a single exon. The record is from RefSeq and is a predicted model, not a curated record.